Molecule: messenger RNA, 4087 nt
Organism: Lampris incognitus (smalleye Pacific opah)
Lineage: Eukaryota; Metazoa; Chordata; Actinopteri; Lampriformes; Lampridae
Product: FHF complex subunit HOOK-interacting protein 1A-like
Source: RefSeq, a predicted model, not a curated record
CUUACCUUGUGGCUGAGUUGGGAACAUAAAGCCGAUUAGUGUUUCUGCUGAACUGCCGCCGCAAACAAACAAACCGCGCUGAGUUCAGCCAGGACCUGUUUCCAUGAAAAGCCCAAAAGCAGCGUUUGAUCUGCCGGAUGUUAACGGUCACAACUUGGACCGGACUUUUCCCCGCGAGAUGAGGCAGCGGUGAGGGCAGACGGACACAUUCCGGUGGAUUACUGACACCCGUCCAUCUCCGUCCGUAGCCAGAGUGCACCCGGAGGCCGGCCAUGCCCCAGGACAGAGUCUGACUGUCAUGAAAGAGACCGCCGUGUCGCUGGUCUCUUGCUCCUCCGCUCCCAACUCCCCCCCACCUGACUGAAAGAUGGUACAGCCCGUCCCCUGACUUACAGACAGGAUGAUGGCCUCAGUGGUCGCUGGGGACAACCGGAAGAAGUCAUUGACGCUGAGAGGGGUGGACCCCGAGACCUGCAUGAUCGUCUUCAAAAACCACUGGGCACAGGUCGUAAAGAUUCUGGAAAAACAUGAAGCGAGCCGGUCCAGUAGUGGCGCGCUCAGCUUCCUGUCUGCUGGCAGCACCGGAGCGCUCCGUCUGGGGCCGAUUCCGCCGGAUGAGGCCAGCGCCGUCCAGAACUACGUCGAACACAUGCUCUUCCUGUUGAUGGAGGAAGAGGCGGGACAAGGCGGGGCGAUGGGUCCCAUCCUGGAGUUCGUGGUCGUGGAGGGCGUGAUGGAGCGUCUGUUCCUCUGGAGUUUGAGGAGGCAGUUCACGGAGGACAUGAAGCUAGAGCAGCUUCGCAUGUACCAGAUGUUGCUGUCUCAGGCCCGCCAGCCGCUCCUCCACCACAAGCCAGUCCUCCGCCCGCUCAUGACGCUGCUUGCCUCCUGCGCCGGCGCCGCAGCAGAUGGAGGCCUGGUGGAAACGGAGCUGGUCUUGUUGUUGAACCAGUUGUGUGAUGCUCUGGUCAGAGACUCUUCAGUACUGGAACUUUUCUUCCACACCAGUCAGGACCAGGGAGCUGCUAACUUCCUACUCUUCUCCCUGCUCAUCCCCUACACACACAGACAGGGUGUGGUCGGCCAGCAGGCCAGAGAUGCUCUACUCCUCAUCAUGUCUCUGUCGGCCUCUGAGCCCAGAGUGGCCCAGCACAUAGCAGAGAACACCUAUUUCUGUCCUGUUUUAGCUACAGGUCUGUCCGGUCUGUAUUCGUCUCUUCCUGCUAAACUUCAGGUGUACAGUGAAGACUGGCACUGUCUGGAACAGGCUGACUGGCAGCAGGUUCCAGCUCUGGUCCACUUCCUUCACUCUCUGGACUUCUGCGGUACUGUUAUCAAGGUGGCUCAUCCGUCAAUCAGGUCCCAGUUGCUGGAUUACAUCUAUAAUGGGUUCCUGGUGCCAGUGUUGGCCCCUGCCCUGCACAAACUGACAGUGGAGGAGGUGAUGACCACUACAGCCUACCUGGAUCUUUUCCUUCGCUCCGUCUCUGAGCCGGCUCUCCUACACACCUUCCUCUCCUUCAUCCUGCUGCACAACCACGACAACGUGCACAUCCUGGACACACUGGUCAGCAGAAUCAACACACCCUUCCAGCUGGGCACGGUGUCGCUCGCCCUGUUCCGCACUCUGAUUGGUUUGUUCUGUGAGGAUGUCAUGCUGCAGCUGGUGUUCAGGUAUCUGAUUCCCUGCACACAUCUGAAUGUGAAGGAGCGAGCAUCGCUGAUGCAGAGAGACUGUUACUCCUCCAGCGCCUCCUCAUUCCUGCUCCUCACCCCUUCCUGGUGCCCCCUCCACCCCCCAUAUACCCCCCCCACCCCGGCACACACAGAGCACAUCCACUGGCCCAAAGGAGCAGAAGCAGACAGUGUGGGUUAUUGUCGUGGAUCAGAUUUUCUAAUGGAUGUGAAUUACACUCACUAUCUCUGCGACGCUCGCAUCGCCAUCUCCAUCUCUUACAGCGCAUGCCGACUCUGGUCCGCUCCGUAUGAUGGGAUCAACCCAUCUCCGUGGGAACACCACUCACAAACACCCAGCAACAGAAUGGAGGACGAGGUGGGCGGGGAUGGAGAGUGCGAGCAAGCACCUGUGAGAGUGAAGAGGGACUCCUCCCCUGCCGCCCUCUCCCCCACUCCCUCUUCCUCCUGUGACACCGUCUCCAUGGGCAACCAGGCUGGGCGCGCCGGCUCCACCCUGGAGCUGGAGUGGGACGACAUGUUCACAGAGGAGGAUGACGACCGGCCGCAGACUCCCCCCGCCCCCCCCGUCCCUCCCCGACACAUCCAGGACCUGAGGAGGAGCGCUAUCUCGCUGGUCCGCGGUGCCUAUGUGGAAGAGUCUGACUUCCAGGACGAUGUCCUGGUGUACGACCUCGUUGCCCAGAGAGAUGCCAAGGCAGCCAUGUUGGACCGGGUGGUGCUGAGUCGGAGGAUGGGUGUCAGAGUAUGGAACGGCUCGAUGGCAGGAAGAGCGGGCAGUAGUAAGGUGAGCGAGACCGUCAACAGCAUCAUGUCGGCGAGGAGGAGGAGUGAGGAUGGAGGCGGGGGGGACAGGAGGAGGAGUGAUUCCCUCACCAACGGUUUCAGCAUUCACAACGCUGUCGGCGAAAAAGACGAUGAUGAUGAUGAUAGCGAGAGGAAGGGAACGUUAAAUGUGGACCAGAAGCCAAUCAGGCAGAAAUGCAGUUUGACUGACACUGUCAUGACGACAAAGCACCAUCACACACAAAACAAACAGUGCUCAGAGACAAACUCUUUACCCAACGGUCACUCAGACCACCAGUCAUGUGAUCUGCUGGUUUCCCUGACAACCAAGGCAACGGGUGGUGACGAUUUCCUGUCCCAGUACCGGGAGCUCAUGCUGUCCUUAGGGGCAGAGCCGGACUGUUAUGACAUCACAGAUGACAUCGGUACGUUCAGGAAGCGAGUGGGUGCCCUGAGGGAGAGGCAGGAAGAAGAGGGGCUCAUGGAAGAAGUGGAUUUGAAGUGUGCGUGGGAGGAGAGGGAGGAGGAGGAGGAGGGAGAAGGAGAGGAGGAGAGAGAUGGCAGACAUGGCAUUUCCUUUACAGGUCCGUUCAUCAGUGUUCUGUUGUCUCGUCUGGAGAAUCUUCUGGAGAACUCCAUCGCUGUCAAUCUCCUGGUGACAGGCAUCCUGACCCAGCUGGCGUCAUACCCGCAACCUCUGCUAAGAUCCUUCCUGCUCAACACACACACACACUGCCGACCCAAUGCACGCACCCUUUACCAGGUGCUUGUGUCGGUGCGUGCUCAGAUAGAGAGGUAUAUGUCAGACAGACCAGACUACGCUGCUUUGGUCACACAGGCCUGGAGGUUCCUACUGGCCAAAGAUCAGGACAACAAGGUCAAAGAGUCUCUCCAGUCGUCGCAGGGUGGUGACAUCAUGGCGGCGGAGGGAGCGCUGGCCGGGGCCCUGCCCCCCUGCCCCCCCGUCCCACCGCAGGCCCGGAGCCGUGUGUUUGGUAUUGUUCUCUACGCAGAGUUCCUGAAGGAGCUAGCUGCCCUGGCGCAGGAGCACAGCAUCGCCCAUGAUGGCAGCGAGGAGUCUCAUGGUGACGGAGGUCAUGUGAUGAGGAGGUCGCCAGUUCAGUUUUCCUCCGGUCCAAACUAAACGAUACCUGGUCAGGGCAACAGGUCAGAUUACUGUUGAGAAAGGCACCCGAGGCUGUUGCUGUUUAGUAUAUGCCAGUAUACACAAGUAGACACCAGCAUACACCAGUAGACACCAGCAUACACCAGUAGACACCAGCAUACAUGAGUAGACACCAGCAUACACCAUCAUACACCAGUAUACACGAGUAGACACCAUCAUACACCAGUAUACACGAGUAAACACCAGCAUACAUCAGUAGAUACCAGCAUACACUAAAUAUACACCAGUAUACACGAGUAAACACCAGCAUACAUCAGUAGACACCAGCGUACACCAGUAUACACCAUCAUACACCAGUAUACACGAGUAAACACCAGCAUACAUCAGUAGACACCAGCAUACACUAGUAUACACCAUCAUACACCAGUAUACACAAGUAAACACCAGUAUACACAAGUAAACACCAGUAUACACCAGUAU